Molecule: messenger RNA, 3603 nt
Organism: Ceutorhynchus assimilis (cabbage seed weevil)
Lineage: Eukaryota; Metazoa; Arthropoda; Insecta; Coleoptera; Curculionidae
Source: the annotation of a GenBank genome assembly
CGUACGUACCUCGUCACUUGUUUGAUCGUGUCUUGGGUACUUUUUUCGCGAGACAGUUUACCGUCGGAUAAAGUACCAACUUGACCUGAUAAAGUGUACUUUAUAUUAUUUUCUUAAUAUAGUGAUCUAGUGUUAUGUGUUUUUGAAUUAUAUAAAGGAUUGUUUAUUAGGUUUUAGCUAGUGUAAAAAAUAAAAUAAACUAUAUUUCAAAUGAUGGCCUCAGAUGAAGAUUGUAACCCUUAUCCAAAUUAUCAGCUUAUAGAGGAACAGGCCUGCACCCCCUCGCCUUCUUCCGCGCAAUCGAACCACUACAACUGUCUAUCUCCAUCAAAUUCGCCUUCCCCUCUGCUGCAGCAGUAUCAGUUAAGUCGCUAUCCUCAAGAUUACUCCACGGGAGAUCCUCAAGAUAAUAUGAUACCUGCUAGUCAAGUUUUACCACAGGCUUUGCCAAAAAACGAGCAAAUGUGGGUUGGUACAAGUGGCAUGGAUACCUACGCCGAAUACCGGACGUAUGACAACAGGUUUGAUUAUUCUCGUCAAUACAACGAAUCUAUGCCAGUUUUCGCCGCCAGGACCGGGUUUCCUCAUAAAAUUGGUCCGAAUCAAAGUCAAAAAGCCAGCAAGGAGGCGCGGAUAAGGCGGCCCAUGAACGCUUUCAUGGUGUGGGCCAAAGUGGAACGGAAAAAAUUAGCCGACGAAAAUCCGGACCUGCAUAAUGCGGAUUUAAGUAAAAUGUUGGGUAAAAAAUGGCGAUCUCUGACACCACAAGACCGAAGGCCGUUUGUGGAAGAGGCCGAAAGGCUUCGCGUUAUCCAUAUGACUGAGCAUCCGAACUACAAAUAUCGUCCUCGAAGGAGGAAGCACAAUAAACAACGUGCUGCUCCAGGAGGUGGUCCUACAAGAGCCGCUGGAUCGCUGCCCAGCCCUGGAUUAGCGAGUAUGUCACCAAGGUAUCAAGGCUACGUUCCUAAUAACGCCGGCUUAUCUCCUACAGUCGCUGGCUAUGCUUCUCCAAUGGAUUUUCCAAGCCCCAGCAGCGCUUCAGGCGAACCACAACAGCGCUUUAGCCCUGACAACUACAAAUUCAACAACUACCCAUAUUCCUACCAAACUUUCCCCACCCAAAAAUCUCCUUACUCGAUGCAAACACCAGAUACUAGCCCCACUCACAGCCCCGAACCCAAACCUAGCCCCCAAGAGGAAUCAUCUUCGAAUGUUAGUCAGCAAAAUAAUGAUAAAAAAUUGCCAACUCCAGAGCUAAGUCCCCUAGAAGAAGACAAUAGAGGAUCUAGCAUAAAUAGGGUACAAACUUUCAAACAAAUUUACACCAACACGCAGCCGAUUACGGCUGUGCCUAUGUCUAACGGCAUGUAUGUCAUGUGCACCAAUAAGAGCAGCGUAGAGCAAGGUCACGUGGUCACCGGAACUUUUUAUCCACCGGUUGCAACCAGCCAGGAUCAGCAAAUGCUUGGAAUAAGCCAGCCGACUUCAAUGAGUUCAGUUAUAGCGAAUCCAAGUCAAUAUUACAGUUCUGGAAUGGGCUAUUAUUCACCAAGUUACGAACAACAACAAGGUCAAGACAGCAAGGAGGGAUUUAUUGGAUAUCAGCAAGACUCCAAACCUCCUUCUCAAUACAUGCACUACAAAACUGCUUCCUCCAUAGAAGAAUCCUAUCAGCAUCAAGAAUUCCACCAUCAGCAUCAUCACCAUCAGGACUCUUCCCACCAGCACUUAGUGCAAACGUAUUUACCUGGAGAACGUAGUGACGCUGAUAGUGAAGUGGAUGGUCAAGAAUUUGACAAAUACCUAGCAGCGGAAACUAGAAAUAUUGACUCGAAUCAUAAUUAUCACAAUAGAGGUGAUAACGUAGCGCCCUCAUCAGUGAUUAAUAGUGGUUAUUCUUAUAACAAUCAUACAAGUGUAAUUCUACAAACUGCGCCAAAUAAUAACAACAUGUCAGAAUUACGGCCGGAAGUUUACGAUUUGGCAACGGCGACUACUAACGGGGUCGGAAUGGUGGCGCCGAAAAGUGAGGAUGAGUUUAGUGAAAUUUUAGCCGGCGUUAGGAAAACGUGCUUUAGUACGUAGUCCGUAGUACCUAAGUAGUGAUCAAUUAAAUAGUGAAUUUAGUUCAAAUUAAUAAACUGUUUUUUUGCUAAAGACAAUCAAAAAUCGAAUUUUAAUAGUGGCCCUCUGUCCAGCAUAUCAGGUUUUCGAUUAUUAGUAAAGAAUAUCGCAGGGCUAACAUGGAUUUUUUGAGCUAUAUGGAUUUUGUCAAUUUUUUUUUCAUGUCAAAUUCUUAACAACCCUGUAAAUGGAAUUUUGGAUGUAUUACGGUUUGUGAGAUAUAAGCGUUGAAAAAUUAACUUUUUUCUUGAAGAAUAUACAAUAUACUGAGGUUUGUUAGUCAAAGUAUUGAGAGGUCAACAUAUUUCACGUCACAAAUGUUUACAGGUUCCAGAAUAGUUUGACCUAUCGUAUUUUCACUAACAAAAAUCAGUAUAUGGUAUAAAUUUACCAUAUACUUUUUCUUGAAAAAUUUCAAGAAAAAGGUUUCAACGGUUAUAUCUCAUAAACCUUAAUACCUACAAGAUUUGGUCCCAUUUGAAAGGUUGUUCAGAAUUCAAUCCUCUACAACAUAAUAUCAGAAAACUGGCAAAAUCCAUGCCGAAAAGUCCCAUGGUAUCUUGCAUUAUUCUUUCGUGCAAACUGAUGUAUGAUGGCUUCCUGUGUAAGUAAAUUUUGAAUGGCAUUUCCAUGCAAGUGAAAACAACUUGAAAAAAUUCAGAUGUGUCAAGUUAUUUUUUUAGCAUUAGGUAGGAACGUUUAUUCUUUUUAUGCACAUGGGCCACUUGGAGUAACCCAGGUGCUUGUGAUGCCCGUAAUGAUCUUUCCAUUUGAAAAACGAGAAACUAAUCUCGUUCUGGUUCCUUCUGGAACAACCCAAAGGAACACUGAGCAACACUUGGGUCUAUUUAAAAUGUUUAAAAAAAUACACUCAUUGUUGUUCGAAUUAGAGCCAGUUCUAGUGCAAUAAUAACUAAAAAAAAUUGCAAUUUUUUUUUAUGUGGAUAAUAAACUGUAUAUGUAUUUGUAUAAAUAUUUUAUAUUAUUAUCAUUCUUAUUAUUUUUAAAAGGUUUGUCCCAACCCCACCGAAAGUCGCUCAAGGAGAGUCAGCCCCAUUCUGUAACUUUUACUAAAUGAAGAUCGUCAUCGUUAAGUCACAAUUGAGAACUACAAAAUCGAAAUUAUCGCUACUAAUUAGCAACGGGCAAGAGGUCCAACCCAGGAAGCUGGCUUCCUUUUGAAGAAGCCUACACCGUAAUCAAAAUUCGUCUCGAUAUGGGUAGUUUAUUGAUUUCCGAUAUCGAUACAGAAUACCAGUUUUUUCAGAUAUCGAUUUAUUCGGGCAAUUCAAUUUUAGUUAGAGAAUGGGGUUGAAUCACUUUUUUGCGCAAUGUCUUGUACAAAAAUACGACCGUGCUUGAAAGGAUUUUUGGCUAGGUUGGAACAGACCUAAAGUAAAUUUCUGAACUGAAAUUAUUGUUAAUUGUAUUUUUGUGUAUAAAUAAAGAAAUUUUAUAAUAAAUACAUAAAUCCAA